UGGAUCCCAUCCACUUCGUUUGUAGACGUCAACCCUGAUUGGAACCCACCCAACAACCUCUAGCUAGGUCUGUGAGAAAAUCAGGCAUAACCAGAGGCUCCUCCAAUCCUUCAACCAGUGGGAUUAAUUGGAGACACAACACUCUUCGGCCGCGUCCCUCUCGACCCAAGCGAUCGUAUGGAGCCGCUCGGAGGCGGGAAGAUUGGUGAUUGUUGGACACCAGAGGCAGAGAACGGGUUGUCCCUCAAGCUUGAGGGUACAGGUUUCCCGACGGUGGUGGCGGGAAGCCUUGGGACGGGAACAGUGCCGUUGGCUAUGGAGAUUGGUUAUUCUCCUGGCACGACCAUCCAUUCAUUGUAGUAUAGUAGAGGGUAUUUCCACUUGUCAAUGGGCGACUCCGGUUCGAUCCUUGGCAAUGGUGUUUUUAAACACAAACUUGACACACUAUGAUAUCUUUACCCAUCAAGAAUAUGUUUAUCAUUUAAAUUUAUUUCUAACAAAAAAAAAAAAUUUGUUGUGUGAUGAUGUAAUAGUUAAAUAAUAGAGUAAUUUAUUCUUACUUUUAUUGCAGGACAUAUCUAUCUUGCCCUCUUAUAUUCUCUCAUGAAAUUUUGUUGCACGACCUAUUGUGAUGGACUGUAAUAAAAUUUUAAAAAA
Molecule: messenger RNA, 657 nt
Organism: Rubroshorea leprosula
Lineage: Eukaryota; Viridiplantae; Streptophyta; Magnoliopsida; Malvales; Dipterocarpaceae
Source: the annotation of a GenBank genome assembly